AUGUGUACUGUGCACGUUCAACGCACCAUGCGCACUGGGGCGGAUGGUGGUGCAGGGCUGUAUGUGUACUGUGCACAUUCAACGCACCAUGCGCACUGGGGCGGAUGGUGGUGCAGGGCUGUAUGUGUACUGUGCACAUUCAACGCACCGUGCGCACUGGGGCGGAUGGUGGUGCAGGGCUGUAUGUGUACUGUGCACAUUCAACGCACCAUGCGCACUGGGGCGGAUGGUGGUGCAGGGCUGUAUGUGUACUGUGCACGUUCAACGCACCAUGCGCACUGGGGCGGAUGGUGGUGCAGGGCUGUAUGUGUACUGUGCACAUUCAACGCACCAUGCGCACUGGGGCGGAUGGUGGUGCAGGGCUGUAUGUGUACUGUGCACGUUCAACGCACCAUGCGCACUGGGGCGGAUGGUGGUGCAGGGCUGUAUGUGUACUGUGCACGUUCAACGCACCAUGCGCACUGGGGCUGUAUUCACCUCAUCACCGACCUCCUCCGCUCCACCGCAUCCCCCACUCCGCUCCACUCUCUCUCCACCCCUUCCCCCCGGUGUCACCCCUUCCCCCCGGUGUCACCCCUUCCCCCCGGUGUCACCCCUUCCCCCCGGUGUCACCCCUUCCCCCCGGUGUCACCCCUUCCCCCCGGUGUCACCCCUUCCCCCCGGUGUCACCCCUUCCCCCCGGUGUCACCCCUUCCCCCCGGUGUCACCCCCUUCCCCCCGGUGUCACCCCUUCCCCCGGUGUCACCCCUUCCCCCCGGUGUCACCCCUUCCCCCCGGUGUCUCCCCUUCCCCCCGGUGUCACCCCUUCCCCCCGGUGUCACCCCUUCCCCCCGGUGUCACCCCUUCCCCCCGGUGUCACCCCUUCCCCCCGGUGUCUCCCCUUCCCCCCGGUGUCACCCCUUCCCCCGGUGUCACCCCUUCCCCCCGGUGUCUCCCCUUCCCCCCGGUGUCACCCCUUCCCCCCGGUGUCACCCCUUCCCCCGGUGUCACCCCUUCCCCCCGGUGUCACCCCUUCCCCCCGGUGUCUCCCCUUCCCCCCGGUGUCACCCCUUCCCCCCGGUGUCUCCCCUUCCCCCCGGUGUCACCCCUUCCCCCCGGUGUCACCCCUUCCCCCCGGUGUCACCCCUUCCCCCCUUUGUCUCCCCUUCCCCCCGGUGUCUCCCCUUCCCCCCGGUGUCACCCCUUCCCCCCGGUGUCACCCCUUCCCCCCGGUGUCACCCCUUCCCCCCGGUGUCACCCCUUCCCCCCGGUGUCACCCCUUCCCCCCGGUGUCUCCCCUUCCCCCCGGUGUCACCCCUUCCCCCCGGUGUCACCCCUUCCCCCCGGUGUCACCCCUUCCCCCCGGUGUCACCCCUUCCCCCCGGUGUCACCCCUUCCCCCCGGUGUCACCCCUUCCCCCCGGUGUCACCCCUUCCCCCCGGUGUCACCCCUUCCCCCCGGUGUCACCCCUUCCCCCCGGUGUCUCCCCUUCCCCCCGGUGUCACCCCUUCCCCCCGGUGUCACCCCUUCCCCCCGGUGUCACCCCUUUCCCCCGGUGUCUCCCCUUCCCCCCGGUGUCACCCCUUCCCCCCGGUGUCACCCCUUCCCCCCGGUGUCACCCCUUCCCCCCGGUGUCACCCCUUCCCCCCGGUGUCUCCCCUUCCCCCCGGUGUCACCCCUUCCCCCCGGUGUCACCCCUUCCCCCCGGUGUCACCCCUUCCCCCCUUUGUCUCCCCUUCCCCCCGGUGUCUCCCCUUCCCCCCGGUGUCACCCCUUCCCCCCGGUGUCACCCCUUCCCCCCGGUGUCACCCCUUCCCCCCGGUGUCACCCCUUCCCCCCGGUGUCACCCCUUCCCCCCGGUGUCUCCCCUUCCCCCCGGUGUCACCCCUUCCCCCCGGUGUCACCCCUUCCCCCCGGUGUCACCCCUUCCCCCCGGUGUCACCCCUUCCCCCCGGUGUCACCCCUUCCCCCCGGUGUCACCCCUUCCCCCCGGUGUCACCCCUUCCCCCCGGUGUCACCCCUUCCCCCCGGUGUCACCCCUUCCCCCCGGUGUCUCCCCUUCCCCCCGGUGUCACCCCCUUCCCCCCGGUGUCACCCCUUCCCCCCGGUGUCACCCCUUCCCCCCGGUGUCUCCCCUUCCCCCCGGUGUCACCCCCUUCCCCCCGGUGUCUCCCCUUCCCCCCGGUGUCACCCCUUCCCCCCGGUGUCACCCCUUCCCCCCGGUGUCUCCCCUUCCCCCCGGUGUCACCCCUUCCCCCCGGUGUCACCCCUUCCCCCCGGUGUCACCCCUUCCCCCCGGUGUCACCCCUUCCCCCCGGUGUCUCCCCUUCCCCCCGGUGUCACCCCUUCCCCCCGGUGUCUCCCCUUCCCCCCGGUGUCACCCCUUCCCCCCUUUGUCUCCCCUUCCCCCCGGUGUCUCCCCUUCCCCCCGGUGUCACCCCUUCCCCCCGGUGUCACCCCUUCCCCCCGGUGUCACCCCUUCCCCCCGGUGUCACCCCUUCCCCCCGGUGUCACCCCUUCCCCCCGGUGUCUCCCCUUCCCCCCGGUGUCACCCCUUCCCCCCGGUGUCACCCCUUCCCCCCGGUGUCACCCCUUCCCCCCGGUGUCACCCCUUCCCCCCGGUGUCACCCCUUCCCCCCGGUGUCACCCCUUCCCCCCGGUGUCUCCCCUUCCCCCCAGUGUCACCCCUUCCCCCCGGUGUCUCCCCUUCCCCCCGGUGUCUCCCCUUCCCCCCGGUGUCUCCCCUUCCCCCCGGUGUCUCCCCUUCCCCCCGGUGUCACCCCUUCCCCCCGGUGUCACCCCUUCCCCCCGGUGUCUCCCCUUCCCCCCGGUGUCACCCCUUCCCCCCUUUGUCUCCCCUUCCCCCCGGUGUCUCCCCUUCCCCCCGGUGUGACCCCUUCCCCCCGGUGUCACCCCUUCCCCCCGGUGUCACCCCUUCCCCCCGGUGUCACCCCUUCCCCCCGGUGUCACCCCUUCCCCCCGGUGUCUCCCCUUCCCCCCGGUGUCACCCCUUCCCCCCGGUGUCACCCCUUCCCCCCGGUGUCACCCCUUCCCCCCGGUGUCACCCCUUCCCCCCGGUGUCACCCCUUCCCCCCGGUGUCACCCCUUCCCCCCGGUGUCUCCCCUUCCCCCCAGUGUCACCCCUUCCCCCCGGUGUCUCCCCUUCCCCCCGGUGUCUCCCCUUCCCCCCGGUGUCUCCCCUUCCCCCCGGUGUCUCCCCUUCCCCCCGGUGUCACCCCUUCCCCCCGGUGUCACCCCUUCCCCCCGGUGUCACCCCUUCCCCCCGGUGUCACCCCUUCCCCCCGGUGUCACCCCUUCCCCCCGGUGUCACCCCUUCCCCCCGGUGUCACCCCUUCCCCCCGGUGUCUCCCCUUCCCCCCGGUGUCACCCCUUCCCCCCGGUGUCACCCCUUCCCCCCGGUGUCUCCCCUUCCCCCCGGUGUCACCCCUUCCCCCCGGUGUCACCCCUUCCCCCCGGUGUCUCCCCUUCCCCCCGGUGUCACCCCUUCCCCCCAGUGUCUCCCCUUCCCCCCGGUGUCACCCCUUCCCCCCGGUGUCACCCCUUCCCCCCGGUGUCACCCCUUCCCCCCUUUGUCUCCCCUUCCCCCCGGUGUCUCCCUUCCCCCCGUGUCACCCUUCCCCCGGUGUCACCCCUUCCCCCCGGUGUCACCCCUUCCCCCCGGUGUCACCCCUUCCCCCGGUGUCACCCCUUCCCCCCGGUGUCACCCCUUCCCCCCGGUGUCUCCCCUUCCCCCCGGUGUCACCCCUUCCCCCCGGUGUCACCCCUUCCCCCCGGUGUCACCCCUUCCCCCCGGUGUCACCCCUUCCCCCCGGUGUCACCCCUUCCCCCCGGUGUCACCCCUUCCCCCCGGUGUCACCCCUUCCCCCCGGUGUCACCCCUUCCCCCCGGUGUCACCCCUUCCCCCCGGUGUCACCCCUUCCCCCCGGUGUCACCCCUUCCCCCCGGUGUCUCCCCUUCCCCCCGGUGUCACCCCUUCCCCCCGGUGUCUCCCCUUCCCCCCGGUGUCUCCCCUUCCCCCCGGUGUCUCCCCUUCCCCCCGGUGUCUCCCCUUCCCCCCGGUGUCACCCCUUCCCCCCGGUGUCACCCCUUCCCCCCGGUGUCACCCCUUCCCCCCGGUGUCACCCCUUCCCCCCGGUGUCACCCCUUCCCCCCGGUGUCUCCCCUUCCCCCCGGUGUCACCCCUUCCCCCCGGUGUCUCCCCUUCCCCCCGGUGUCACCCCUUCCCCCCGGUGUCACCCCUUCCCCCCGGUGUCUCCCCUUCCCCCCGGUGUCUCCCCUUCCCCCCGGUGUCACCCCUUCCCCCCGGUGUCUCCCCUUCCCCCCGGUGUCUCCCCUUCCCCCCGGUGUCUCCCUCUCUCUCGCCUUCUCCUCCUGUCUCCUUCUCGCUCCGGCUCCCCCUCUCUCCCCGUUUUCCCCGUUCUUUACCUCCCCCUCUCUUCUCUUCUCCAGGAGAUUCAAAAGAUUUUGGUGUUUCAAGGGGCAUUCGAGCGAGCGCUCAACAUCAUUCGAGACGAGGGAGGGGCGGAUGGGGGCAUCGUAGAGAUUCAAAAGAUAGUGGUAUUCGAGGGCGCCUUUGAGAGAGCGCUCAACAUCAUCCGAGACGAGGGGGGGGCGGAUGGAGGCAUCGUAGUUCAGGACUGCAUUGAGCUCAUCAACAACCUCCUCCGCUCCAACACUUUGCUAGGCCAUGCACGGCUGAUGGACUCUCUGCUGGCUCUAGCCUUCGACCCACUAGUAAACUCUUCAGCGAUUCGGACGCAAGCGCUGAAGGCGUUGGGAGGGUUGGUGCUGGGGCAUGCAGCGAAUCGGGAGGAGCUGGGGAGUAAGCUGAUUAGCAGGUCUGAUCCGACCACGUUUCUGUAUCGGGAUGCUGGGUGGGGGCCGAGGAAAGGGAGGAGGGGAGGGGGAGGAGGAGGGGAGGGUGGGUGGGGAGAGGAGGAGGAUGGAGAGGAGGAGGAGGAGUUGUUGAGGGGGGCGGGGGAGGAGAUGGAGCCGGCGUUGCACUGUGUGCUGCGGGUGGCUCUGAGAGCGAGUACCAUGAGGGAGAGCUCUGCUGCUGACUAUGUGAUUCGAUGCUUCUGUGAGGGCAACAGCGAGGGGCAGACCAUGCUGGCCUCCACCAUCACACCCCUGCCUCAAGGAGUCGCUGGCAAGGGCAAGCGAGGAGGAGGUGCAAUGGGGCCUGACGCGGCUGAUGAUGCGGCAAACCUUACGUUUGGAGGCAUCUUGGUGCGGGCGCUGAUAGCAGGGCAGAGCGAGCAAGCCCUAGAAGCCAGCUGCAGGGCAGCCAGCGUGCUCUCGCACCUCCUCACGGGCAACUCAGCAGCAAAAGAGCGAGUGCUGCGCAUCCCCUUGCAGAUCCCCACCUCCGCCCUCGCCCCUCCUGAACUCCUCAUGCCCCGCAUCAUGCGUUACCUCGCUGCCGCCGCCGCCCCUCCCUCUCCCCCCCUUCCCACUUCCUCACACCCGCACUCGCACCACCAAUCUUCCUCUUCCCACUCCCUCUACUCCUCGUUCGCCUCGUCGUUUUCCUCCUUCUCCUCCUCCCCCUCCUCUUCCUCCUCCUCCUCCUCCCCGUCGGCCGUCUGGCUUCAACCCGUGCUGCUCCGCCUGCUGCUGACGUGGCUCUCCGACUGCCCGCCAGCUGUCGCGGCCUUCCUCGCGCCGCCCGGCCACCUGCCGUUCCUCGUCGGCCUCGUCAGCGCCGCCAGCUCAGCAGCAGCAGCCGCCGCGCUGCCAGGUGGCGGCACGGGAGAGGACGGGGAGGAACACGGGGGAUCAAGCCGUGGAGGAGGGUACGGGGAUGGGUAUUCUGACGGGUAUGACGCAGCAGGUGACCGGAAACGAAGCGGAGGAGGAGUGGGGGGAGAGGUCGACGGGAGAGGGGCAGACGAGGCAGCAGGAGCAGCAGGAGGAGCAGGAGGGGGGGUGGCGGUGCAUGUAGGAGGACUAGCCUCUCUCGUCCUAGGCGCCUGCGUGGUUUUCAACGACAACACAGGCCCCACAGACGCCGCCACAGUGGUGGAUAUCAUCACGCAGCGCAUCGGCCUGGCUGCUUUCUUUGCCCGUAUAGAGGACUUGAAGCGGGACCCGUACUUCCUUGCAGGGGGGGCGGGACCGCGGUCGCCGAAACCCCUUACGAGAACCACUGCUGCUGCAGAGGCAGCAGGUGGGGGUGGGGGAGGCGGGGCGGGUGGAGCAGGGGUGGGUAAGUCUGGGGAAGGGGGCGGCAGCAGCAGCGGUAGCAAACACAGUGAGAUGACAGAGGAAGGUGGGGCAGGCUCUGCUGCCACCUCUUCUGCUGGUGCUGGGCUUGCAGCAGCAGCAAGUCGCGUGCCAGCUGUUCCUAGCGCAUCAAGUCUGGAUUUCGAGCCGCCCAUUGCCUCGUUUUAUGAUCGCGAGUUUGUGCGAUCGGUGCUGGUGCUGGAGGAGGCAGUGCGAUUGAGAGUGGUGCAGCUGUUUUCGAUGCCGAGAGGCGGGGGUGGGGAGGGGGGAGGAGGGGGAGAGGGAAGCAUGGAUGUGAACCGAAAGGAUGGAGAGAGUGAGGGGGAGUAUGCAGGGAGGCUGAGAGCAAUGCUUCAGUCGCAGCAUCAGGAGCUUCAGGUAGGGUUCCCCUCUAGCCUUUUCACCGCAUUCCACUCCUGUCAUAGCCACUUGAAACCAUCUGCAGCUCCACGUAACUACUUUUGCACCCAUCUGGCUCCUCAUGCACCUCCCUCUCCCUUUCUCUUCCCCCCCACAGCACCUGCACAGUCACAACGUGGCCCUCGCAAGGGAUGCGAUGCACCUCAACUCCCACCAAACUCCCCUUCCUCCCUCCCCCCACAGCACCUGCGCAGUCGCAACGUGGCCCUUGCGAAAGACGCCAUGCAACUCGCUCCACAAUCCCCCUCCUCUGACACCGGUGCCAGCGACCAGUCACAGGCCGCCACGUCAGCGGACGGCGCGGGCGGCGCCGGCGCAGCGCCAACUCACGCUGAGCUGGAAUCCGCCCGGCGCCAGCUGGCGGAGGCGGAAGGGAGCGUGGCGACGCUUCGAGGGGAGCAAGAGACACUCAUGGGAGAACUUAUGCAGGUUCGGCAAGUGGCAGCAGGCAAAGAAGCAGACUUGCAGGCUCUAUCCAUGGCCUACCACAGUUUAGAGCAGGAGAAUCUCAGACUAGAAGGGGAGGUCAAAACCCUCCAAUCCACCACUGAAAGUCUCCGAGCCAGCCUAGCUUCGGCCGAAGCUGCUGCCGCAGCCGCAGGUUCGGGCGGUGCUGCAGGUGCAGGAGCAGGCUCGGUGGUGCCCGAAUCUGAGGUGGAGGAGCGGGUGGAAGCGGCUCGGCAGGAGGCUCGGGAGGAGGCUCAGCGGGAGAGUGAGACAGAAUUGAAUGAUUUGCUGGUGUGUUUGGGGCAAGAGGAGAAGAAGGUGGAGGUGUUGAGAGGGAGGCUGGUUGAACUUGGGGAGGAUGUGGAUGCUUUGAUGGAUGGAAUAGUGGAGGGAGAGGAGGGGAGCGGGGAGGAGGAGGAGGAGGGGUGA
This is a messenger RNA of Closterium sp. NIES-65, 7521 nucleotides long. Lineage: Eukaryota; Viridiplantae; Streptophyta; Zygnematophyceae; Desmidiales; Closteriaceae. The record is from the annotation of a GenBank genome assembly.